CCGCGAGUCAAGGAGUUCCCUGUCGUGCAAACGCGGCUGCGCCCCGGUCCCGUUCGGAUUUCCAAGCUCGAAUGAUUGAAUGAGCCUUCUCGAGCCUUCCCACGAGGCCUCGCGCAUUUUCCAGACAACCCGCAAGUUUAACAGGCUGCCACACCACAGCCCUUCCCUUGGCCGCUGGGCCGCCCACACUUUUCGGUCGCCAAUUAGUUACUCAUUGCGCCGCUUCGACUUGCUACUUGAGGUAAUCAGUUUGGUCACGUCGACUCUGGCUCAUCUCGGCUCCAGCAACCAUGGCUCCACGGGCUGAAGGCAGCCACAAGAGAAGCCGGCCAGUCUCUGGUUCGCCCGCCGACGAACAAGAAUCCUUCAACAAGAAGGUCCGUCGCUCCGAGCGGCUAUCGCAGCGCGCCGACCAUGGCGGGCUUAAAACCCCCGUGCAGCACAAACACCACCUUCCCUCGCCCGUGACACACCUCGCCAGCGAGAGCACCACCGAUUUCGACAAGGAAACAACCGCCACACCUCCCCAGGAACGCCCGAGCCAAGAGGCCCGUCGCCGGGGCGAUGACAACUACUCCCAAGGGCUGGCCUUCAGCUCCCCGCCGCAGGAUACGCAGGCAUUCAGUCAGCAGGACAUCGAUCCUAAUGCCCCCUUGGUCGAAGGCGUCGACGAGCUCAAGGAAGGCGUCUGGGGCUAUCUCCUUCCGCUAGACACACGCUUUGUGCGAGCGCCUGUGGUGCUGAAGAAUAAAGGGACUUGCUCGGGUCCCGCGGCCUCUCUCGAGACCAGCCAGGCGGCGGGUGCCAGGAGCAGCGGGAGGAGGGGACAGAGAGCAUCAGACAAGGAGCAAAAGGGCUGCUCUGCGGCUUCCGGAGGAUACGUGAUUGGACGACACCCUGAAUGCGACAUCAGGGUGGACGACCUGCAAGUGUCGAAUCGACACUGCUUAAUCUUCACCGAGAAUAAGGGCAACAGUACGGUGGCCGUUCUCGAAGAUCUCUCCCGAAACGGGACCUACGUCAACGAGGCUUACCUAACGCGGAACGAUAGGCGGGAACUGCAGGAGGGUGAUGAGAUUUCGGUCACCAGCACCAGUCCGGGCUUCAUCUUCAGGUAUCCCAGGUGCCGACACGGGAAACCGUUCGCGCAGCAGUACACACUGCGGCAGAAGCUGGGGAGCGGCCACUUUGCCCAAGUAUUCAUGUGCAGUGAGAAAUCGACAGGCGACUGCUAUGCGGUCAAGAGAUUCGCCAAGACCCCAGGCGUCGAGGAUAAGAUCAAGUACGAGGGCCUGCACCAGGAGGUUGCUAUGCUCAUGGGCAUCAGCCACCCAAAUGUUCUCUGCCUCAAGGAGACGUUCAACGAGCCCGAAGCGGUGUAUGUGGUGCUGGAGUUGGCCCCCAACGGCGAGCUGUUCAACUUCAUCAUCGAAAAUAAGAAGUUGACCGAGGCUCAAACUCGGAGGAUUUUUGUUCAACUUUUUGAGGGCAUCAAAUACCUGCAUGACCGCGAUAUGAUUCACCGGGAUCUCAAGCCCGAGAAUAUCCUGCUCAUGGACGACGACUUGACUGUCAAGAUAGGUGAUUUUGGGCUUGCCAAGAUUGUUGGCGAGGAAUCCUUCACAACGACUCUUUGCGGCACGCCCAGCUACGUGGCGCCGGAGAUUCUGGUCAACAACAAGCAGCGCAGGUACACCAAGGCUGUAGAUAUCUGGUCUUUGGGCGUGGUGCUCUACAUCUGCCUCUGCGGCUUCCCUCCGUUCUCGGAUGAGCUCGAGAGGGACGAUUUCCCCUAUAAGAUGGUGGAUCAGAUCCGGAAAGGACUCUUCGAUUAUCCCUCGCCCUACUGGGAUCCUGUCGGCGACCCGGCUCUCGACCUCAUCGACUCAAUGCUAGUAGUAGACCCUGAGAGGCGCUUCACAGUCGACCAGUGCCUCGCCCACCCUUGGCUGACGCAGAAACCGCCCGGUGUGAACGACAGCACUAAUGGCCUUGUCUCUGGCCUCGCCGGGCUGGAGAUGAGCCGCCGCGGGCCUUUCAGGGAGCGCACGUUGAUCAGCUCCAUCAACACGGUACACGUCACGGACCGCGUGCCCGCGGGUGCCGGGAAGCCAGACGUCAAGGUCUAUUCGAAGAACCCCAGGGGAGGCGCGCCGCCUACGCCCAAGAGGGAGAUGCGGCCGGAUGAUAAUCGAGAUCCGGGUGAGUUCAUGGAGAUGGGUGGGAAAGGCGAUCAGGCGUUAUAUGUCGAUGACAACGGGAGUCGGUACCCCGAGCAGGACAUCGCGGGCAAGCAAAAGGGGAAACACAAGGGAAUAGGGGGCCGCUAGGCCGGUUGAUUGAUAAACUGGACGGUUGAAGGGUGCUGGUGUUGGUUUCAUGUGGGAACAUUUGGACCAGUGACCGCGCAUCAGGUGCGGCUGGAUCUGUAAUUGUCUGCUUAUGUUGUGGGAGUUACCGGCGGGUUCAUUUCGUUCCAGGAUUAUGUCUUCUUGAAACCCAGGGUUGCGUGGGAAGUUGUCAGAUUCAUCAUACUUCAGGUCACACUGUGUUAGUCAAUGGGAUACAUCAGGUUAUACUUCCGGUGUUGGUCUGAAGUCAUUAGUGAUGGAUACUAGCAAGGGAACGAACCCACAAAAAGACAAGAAGAACUUGUCCAGGGAAAAUUGUAGCUGACUUAUGGUACUGCUAGGAGCUCCAAACAAUCAGUGUAGACACAAUUAUAAACAC
Messenger RNA from Parathielavia appendiculata, 2730 nucleotides. Its product is annotated as Pkinase-domain-containing protein. The transcript has 5 exons. Gene Ontology annotation, cellular component: nucleus; cytoplasm. The coding region runs from base 291 to 2330 and encodes 679 amino acids. NCBI's taxonomy places the organism in Eukaryota, Fungi, Ascomycota, Sordariomycetes, Sordariales, Chaetomiaceae. Gene Ontology annotation, biological process: meiotic recombination checkpoint signaling; protein phosphorylation. Gene Ontology annotation, molecular function: ATP binding; protein binding; protein serine/threonine kinase activity. The record is from RefSeq and is a predicted model, not a curated record.